Ctenopharyngodon idella (grass carp) is the source of this 2370-nucleotide messenger RNA. RefSeq names its product FAM161 centrosomal protein B (gene fam161b). Bases 253 to 1968 code for a protein of 571 amino acids. The transcript has 9 exons. Gene Ontology annotation, biological process: cilium organization. NCBI's taxonomy places the organism in Eukaryota, Metazoa, Chordata, Actinopteri, Cypriniformes, Xenocyprididae. Gene Ontology annotation, cellular component: cilium. The record is from RefSeq and is a predicted model, not a curated record.
GUUGCUGCAUAAAACAUAUUUUGCUGCGAAACAGAUGGUAUUUUGUAUCUAACAUUCCUGAAGGACUUAAUGUUACUGUAAUCUUAGGAGUCUGUCGGUGCCCGUGUUCAGGCGCUGGUGGGUGGAGAUUGUCAUCGGUGCAGCUAGAGAUCAUAAUAUUUUUCGAUUCCAAGGAAAUGGAGUGUGUCUUGAUCUUUUACAGUUAAUGGAUGAGUGUUUGAAUGAUUUCCUCAUAGCGGGCCUGAUAACACCAUGGAUCAGAUGACAAUGAUCUCUCCCACUUUAGAUUUAUCUAGAUCUGAAGAGGGAGACAAUGUGCACGUUUUGGAAAACCUGCUGUCCUUCAAGGAGGACAGGAAGAAGUCUGAACUAUCUCUUGAGGUCCAUUUGGAGGCUCUGAAGGCCAAACGCAAGCAGCAGCUGGAGAAUUUAGAGCUUCAGCACCAGACUGGGCUGGAGAAGAGGGUCCUGCAGAACUCACUGCUCACCAGCAGCACUGAGUGGAUACUUAAAACCAAUAUACUGCAGCAGAGCAUCAGCGAUCAUGAUGGCCGAUACUCUGAGAACCGCAAACACCACAGCUCAAAGGUGAUUCUGCGGAAUUUUACAUCAAGUGGAAUCAAGCCACCAAGAACUACUGGAACGAAUUCUCAGGGAACGGUGACAGAGAGGCAGAGGAAGCCUCUCCCCCAAGAUUCACAGAAAGCCAAAGAGGAGGCAGAACUGGUUGAGUGUCAGAAACAGUUUCGUGUUGCUCCCGUCCCUGAGCACAUCAUUAAACCUCUUUAUAAUGACCUCAUCCAUGAACAAGAGCGCUUGAGGAAGGAAGGUCGUGAGCAGAGGAGAGAUUUCCUCUUGACCAUGCAGAAGCCCUUCAGUUUCCACAAGAGGGAGGAGAAGAAGCAAGAGAGGUUGAAGGAGUAUAAAAGUGAAAAAACACAAGCAGUUUGUGUGAGGAAACCUAUACCCAAAGCAGUUUCAGACCCCAGGUUUCCUGAACAGUUAAAAGAACAGGAGCAGCAAAGGAAGAUUCGCAUUCAUCUGAGAGCUCAGGAGACUCUGAAAGCUUCCUCAGCACCUAUUCAAAGGAAGGAAGCCAGUGCAGAUAGCCAAAGCCGCAGUGCUCAGAAGAGCAAAAACAAGAUGCUGGGUUACUUGGACCAGAAGCUGUCCUUCAGACCUAAAACUAACGCCGCUGUGCCUGACUUUGACAAGCUCUACCAGGCCUUUCAACAGAAGGCAAUGGAGACAGCAGAGAGGAGAGAUGUCACUCAGUGUAAACCCUUCCAGCUGCGCACAUCUGCACUACAGCCACGCCACAGGAGUCCAGAAAACCCACAGAAAUCUUCAGACAAAAUGAAUCUAAAGAGAAGCAGUUCAUUUGGUGGCCUGACAUCACUGUCUAUGGAUACUCUUCCAACUUACAUAACAGAUGCUGCCAGGAAAAGAUCCAUGGCUGUAAGGAGAUCUCUGGAGCUGAAGGACCUCAAGGAGCAGGAGAACGCAGAGUGGAUGAAGCAGCACAGAAUCAAAUCUCAAGCUAUGAGCAGGGCAGUGGCAAUGAGAGCCAAAGCAAUGGACCCCCAUAAGAGUCUUAAAGAGGUCUACCAGGAGAAACUCAAACAGCAUCGGCAAGCUGAUCUGGAGAGAAUGAAAGAUUAUCAAAAAGAGCUGAAGGAAAUCAAAUCACGAGUGACAGCUCGCCCGUACCUCUUUGAGCAGGUGUCGCAGGAAAAUGCCAAGAAUAAUGCUGAACGUAGAUAUAAGAAUACUUUGGAACAAGCAGGUUUGGAUGAAAAUUUCGUGAGAUCAAAGGGAGAAUCAAGCAAGGACAAUGACUCUGUGAAUGAGGAUCAUUACAGCACUGAAAGCGAAACCCAGAAGAGUGCAGGAAGUGGGGAAGACAGUGUCACAAAUGAGGAGGAAAAAGAAGGGAAUGUGGAAACCAAAGAGGAAGAGUUGUGCUGACAGAAGACGUGUUCCAUCAAUAUUCCAUAUGUGCAGGGGAGACUGUGGUCAGACAACAAAUCACUGGCGGAUCAUCUUAGUUUUGAAAUAUUGUGUUAUGUAUUUAUUUAUUUUUAACUUGAUUGUAGUUUUUUUAUAUAUAUACAUAUUGUGCUAGUGAAGCAGUGUGGGUCUUUAAAUAGCUGAGCCCUCUUGUUGUUUUAAUGUUUUUACAAUACAGAGGGAAUUAUGAAUGUUCAAGAAAUUCAAUAUGGGUGUCAUAACAUUUUUAAUAAAACAGAAAUCAAAAGCAAGUUUAAUUUUAUGAUUCUUAGUAUGUUAGGGGGCUACUGACCCAACAAAGAAAGAAAUAACCCCCAAAAAACCCUUGGCAACCAUAUUAAAAGCAGUAUAUUUGCUUGA